Messenger RNA from Schistosoma bovis, 1903 nucleotides. The record is from the annotation of a GenBank genome assembly. NCBI's taxonomy places the organism in Eukaryota, Metazoa, Platyhelminthes, Trematoda, Strigeidida, Schistosomatidae.
GAGCCAUUUGAAUUUGGUUCUUCAAGGUCACUGAUAUCAUUUGAGAUGCUUAAUGUUAACGUGGGAGUGCUGGGACAUGUCGACUCAGGAAAAACGAGCCUAGCAAAAGUCUUAAGCACUAUUGCUAGUACUAGCGCGUUUGAUAAAAAUCCUCAGAGUAAAAAACGAGGUAUCACGCUUGAUCUUGGAUUUUCUUCCUUUGUCGUGGAUUCGGCGGGCUACCCUUUUAUGCCUUCUAUAAGCGAAAACUUCGAAAAGGUUCAGUUUACCCUUGUUGACUGUCCCGGGCAUGGGUCACUCAUAAAGACGGUUUUGUGUGGGUCCCAAAUAAUCGAUAUCGUCAUUCUUGUUGUCGAUGUCACUAAGGGUUUUCAAACCCAAACUGCCGAGUGUUUGGUGAUUGGUGAGAUAGCUUGUGAGAAAAUGUUGGUAGUCCUCAAUAAGUGUGAUUUGUUACAUGAAAAUCAAAGGGACGAAUUAAUUCAGAAGGUAUUGUAAUUUGCUGUGAUUAUACUGCUCAAAGAUGAAAAAGCGUAUCCUAAAAACGUUGGAGAAUACAAUUUUUAAACAGUCGGAAAUUGCAGAAAUUUCAGCUGCUCCUGGUGGUGUUCAGGUAGAAUUUACAUCUGAACAACGUACAAACAAUUCACAAGAAAUUAAAAAUCUAAUCUCUUUAUUGGCACGAUCAAUACAUGAUCCAACUGAGAAGCGUAAUAAGUUGAAAGAUAUGGGUUUUGUAUUUGCUGUGGAUCAUUGUUUCACAAUUACCGGACAAGGUACCAUUCUUACUGGAACUGUGCUAUCUGGGACUACAAGUGUUGGUCAAACCAUUGGUUUACCUUAUCAACGAAUUCAAAAGAAGAUUAAAUCUAUUCAAGUAUUUCGUCAACCAAUUCAAUCAAUUGGACCAGGUGAUCGUGCUGGUAUUUGUGUAUCACAAUUAGAUUCAAAUUUAUUAGAACGUGGUCUUAUUGGUGAUAUAACUUCAACGGAGAAUUUAAUUCCAUGUUAUGCAUGUAUAUUAACUUGUAUUAAAAAAGUAUCCUAUUUUAAAUCAUCUAUUAAAAGUCAAUCACGUUUACAUAUAUUUAUUAGUCAAGAAACUGUAUUAAGUAGUUUAACAUUUUUUACUAAAAUAAAAUCGGAUAAACAUUUAAAUGGUAUAGAAAAUUCAAAUGAAUUUGAUAAAACAACAAUGUAUCAGUAUGUUGAUGAGAUUUCUAAUGAAACAGAUGAUAAUCUUUAUCUAUUAUUGGAAUUUGAACAUCCAAUUAUUUGUCCAAUGAAUGGAUUAGCUAUUGGCGCUAAAUUAGAUACCUAUUCAAUAAGUAGUUGUCGUAUCGCUUUACAUGGACGUGUUUUAGUACAAUUAAAUGAUUCAAAUUAUAAAUCAAAUUAUUUAACUAAAUUACUUGUAUGUAAAUCUAAAACUCGUCGUGGUCAACUUGAACGAAUUGUUAAUCCACGAAUGUGUAUUGUUCAUGGUUUAUUUAAACGUGAAACGAAUUGGGAAAUAUUUGUUGGUUUACGUGCUUAUUUAAUUAUUAAAUCACAUGAAGAUUCUUCUGAACAUAUUCAACGUAUAUAUGGUUAUAUUGAAUCUAGUUUUGGUCAAAGCGGAAAAUGUCGUUUAGCUUUAGAAAAUGAUCUUCCUGAUGAGAUAUUGGCACAGUAUUCUUCAAAAGCCGGCAGAAAACAAAUAUCACAACCAGAUAUUGAAGUUAUACUUGAAUUCAAAAAAAAUAUAUUUGAUCCACAACGUCGUGUUAUUCAAUAACAUAGAUUGUGCAAUACAAUGGAAUAAUGAUUAUUUCAUUAUAGAUUUGAAGUACUUUUUAUAAAUGUAUUUUUGUAUUUUUUUUUCUCCUUUCAAAUUGUCCAGUACAUUGAUGUGUCUAGGUAA